AUUCCAAAGAUUACGCGCAAAGCAGUUAUGAGCGUUACGAUAUAGGACGCUGGUGAUUUGGAGGGAGACUUAAGAGACAAGGUUGAAUAAUAUUGUUGUUUUUUUACUAUUUUGCAAGUCGACAUAAGAUCUUACAUCGAUGGAUGUAUUACAUAAUUAAUAAGUUUGUAAAAUAACUUAAAAACAACAUGUCAGAGCUGACACCAGAUAUGGCUCCAAUUUUACUGCCAAGCGACUUCACAGCAGUUGAAAUUGAAUCUGAAAGUGACUCAGAUUCGGACGAAUCCUGUCCUAUCUCAAUUCCAUUUUCAAACGUUGACAAUAAUAUCAUGCUUAAAAAUUUACAAAACAAUGAUAAUUAUUUGGAUGUUCCACUAACAAUUUCUGAUACGGAUGAGAUGGAUAAUAAGAUGAAUAGCUAUUGUAGCAGCCAACCAGAGGAAACACCAAUUGUUGAUGUGGAUAAUAAAAUAAAUAGGUCUUCUAGCAGCCAACCAAAAGUAACAAUUGUUGAUGCAGAUAAGAUGGAUAAGAAAAUAAAUAACCAGCCAGAGGCACCACCAACUAUUGACUUAGGUGAGGUAGAUAAUAAAACUAAUGGCCCUUGUAUUGACCUGCCAGCAGCAACACCAAAAAAAUCUUGUGAAUCAAAAACAAGUAUCGACCCUCUCACGCCAACUACAAACUUGAAGAUGCUGAUGAAUGUUCUGAGCCCGAUGAUUCGUGACAGGGAGAACCGAAAAAAGUUUGAUAACUUAAUUGAGGCUGCUGAGAAGUCAAGAGAAGCGGAGAGUGUGAUGGAUGCCAAUGAUGCUCAAGGGGAUGAAGAAAAUGAUAAAAACAGUGGUGGUAAUCGAAAAGCAAAGUCCCUUGGGCUGCUUUGUCAAAAAUUUUUAUCUCGGUACCCUGAUUAUCCAGAGGAUGGACAAGUUUUAGCUAUUCCAUUAGACAUUGUUUCUAAGGACCUAAAUGUUGAAAGACGCAGAAUUUAUGAUAUAGUGAAUGUUCUUGAGAGCGUGGAGAUGGUCAGUAGAAGAGCAAAGAACAAGUAUGUCUGGCAUGGGAAAGCAAGUCUACUAUCAACCUUAAAAAGACUGCAGGAGAUAGGAGAAAAGGAAAAUUACGGAACAAGGGUGGCAAAGCUACGGCAUCUUCAAUUCCAGACUGACUUUGAAAUGGAUCUUAAAAUCUUUCCAAAGAAGAAACCACUGACAGACAGCUCAAAUUUACCAAACGUGCAGAAAGAUCAAAAAACAAAUUCAUGUGAAGAAAAAGCUGAUUCCAGAAAGGAAAAAUCACUUGGAGUUAUGAGUCAGAAGUUCAUCAUGCUCUUCCUAGUGUCAAAGGAUUCCAGAUUGAUAUCAUUAGAUGAUGCAGCAAGGAUUCUUAUAGGAGAUGAGAAUUUUCAAAUUGAUGAGAAUGCCAAAUUAAAAACUAAAGUUCGAAGGUUGUAUGACAUUGCUAACAUCCUCAGCAGUCUGCAGCUGAUUAAGAAAGUUCAUGUAACAGAGAACAGGGGACGGAAACCAGCAUUUAAAUGGAUCGGACCGCAUCCACAAGAUACAAAAAUCAAUAUAAGUACGGUUGCAGUUGAGAAGCGUCCUGUCACCAAACAUUCCCUCUUGGGCUCUCCAAUAAGCCUUAGUACCUCAUCUAGGAAAAGAUCAUGGGCACGGCACUCUUCGUUUAACAUGAUGUGUGAGACUAUAGAAAAGGAGAAUAAGGGUUUCUCUUCUGCUCCUAGUACCCCAGUUAAACAUGAACAAGAUCUUGAUGAAUCAUUUCAUGCUGAUUUUGAAGCUCUUAAACGAAAAUACCCUGCCCAAGUAUCCAACUUAGUUUCCAGAAACCUAUGCAAUGAAGACAAGAUAUCAGUAAACCAUCUUGUAGAUGAAACAAGUACAUUGAUACCACCACCCAACAUUAAGAUUGCUAAGAAUACUAUGACUGGAUCAAAUGGUUCUGGACCUUGCCGUGCACUGUUCGGUGAAAACACUGAUGUUAGCAACUCACAGCUUGAAGAAUCCGAGGUUAUUGGAAGUUGUGAACCUGCUGAUAUUUUGUGUUCUUCAGCAAACGGAAAGCAAGGUCUUCAAAGCUUACACAAGAGUAAAAGGUCUUUACUGAUUCCAGUGAAUAAGGAAAUAACCUACCAACCAAUAGAGAAGAAAACCAAAACUGAAGUGGAUGCACUUACUCUACUACAACAACAUGGGUUUACAAAAGCACAGUUAGACGAUCUGCUGAAAGAAGGCAAAACACUCAAAGUGGUGCGAGUGGUCCCUGGCACUUCAGGGGAUGAACCUGUAAAGAUGUAUGUCACAACAGAACCGGUUUCCACUAACUUCCACAACACCAGAGAAAAUAUACGAACAAAUGAAUUAGACAGCUUGACUAAUGACACAUGCAGUGGAACUGAAUCCAAAGAUGUGGACUUGUUGUGUCAGGAAGUCAUUAGCCCUCUGCCUAAAAAAUCAAUCAAGAAAGAAAUUCUCAAAGACGACAGAUGCAAGUCAAGUAUCCAGCACAGAAUAUUAACAGAAAAUACUUCUGUUGAUGGCAGUCCUUCUCCAGGAUCAUUAAAGAAUGGAAGCUAUUUUGAAAACAUGUCUUCUUCCAGUAACCUCAAUGAUACACCAGUUAAACUAGAUGGUAUUGAUAUCACAAAGUUCCCAACAAAAAAGCUUUAUAAUUCAUCACCUAUUAGUACAUCGUCACAGGGUAGGUAUCUUUUAUCAUGGUUGGCACCACCUGUCUCCCCUCAUUGCCAAUCAGUCUGUGGGACUAGUAUCGCAGAAAACGUUCACUCCCUUCCAAGUUCUACAGGAGUUGAUGCUCAAGCUUGCCUUCAUACAAAUUCAUGUUCACCAUCUAGUGUGAAGAUUAUGUCAGCUGAUGGUUGUCCUCUGGUACCUCCAUCUACCCAAAACAACAAGGCAAUGGAAGUGAAUCAUUUGGCAAUACCCCAUCCAAUUCAUCCUAGCCAAUUCAGAUGUCAACCUAUACGAUUAGCUCCUUCAACGGCUGGUAUCACAUCAUCCAGGGUUAGUCCAUAUCAAUAUCCCUACCUACCUCCGUCUCGCUAUCAAUUACCGGCAGGGAUUACAAGACCCGAGUUCCAUCAGCAAGAUGCAUCAUCUCUGUUAAAGGGGCUUACUAACCUUUCUCCUAUCCAACCUACCACAAGACCAAAUCCUUAUAUCACUCCACCAAGUGGUUCAAUAAUGCAAUGUGUAGUUAGUCACGGAUUAACAGCAUUAAAGCAUAAGAUGCCGGGAAAGAUUUCUCUCCCAGUACAGCGUCAACUGGCCCUUUCAAAAUCUCCUGACUCAAAAAUAUAAGUUACCCACCACAUCUUUGAUAGAAAAUGAUUUAUUGUUUUAGAAUAAUAUUCCAGAUUAACAAUUUAGAUAUCUGUAAAUUUACUGUAGUUUUAGUUAGCAUGAUUUUAGUUAAGGCUGAAAGGUACAAUUAUUUUUUAUUAUUGUGGAAUUAUAUAAUCCACAAAAGUACUGUAUGCCAAUUAUUAUCAUAUUAAUAUUAAUGAUUAAUUUUAAAAAGGGAGCAUUUUAAAUAUUUUUUUAAAUAUAAAAAAAAACUUAUUACUGUAUUAAUAUCUUUAUCAUUACUAAGUAAAUGCACCACUAUAGCCCUGCAAAUGAUUAUUUUUUUAAUUUAAACUACAUACAGUACAUGCAAUUGCAAUAUAAUUGUAGACUUAACAUUGUGAAUAGUAUUGCUACAUGAUGUGAGGAAGAUGUUGUCCUAAUAAAAGCACACGGUGUAUGCAUACAUUUUAAUGAAUAUUGAGUAAAGCUUAAUAAAUUUUAAAUUCUGUUAUACAGAUGUACACUACCUUUUUAAAAUAAACAAAUUCUGCUGCAUUUUACCUAACUGAUGGGAUACCAACAUAAUUUAAGAUUUGUUGAAUAAUUAUUGAUGAGAUUACUAAAUGCUGUACAAGAUGUUUGUGGUGCUGAUGACAGUGAUGAAAAUAAACUUAUACAUUUCCAAAUA
Molecule: messenger RNA, 4017 nt
Organism: Anneissia japonica
Lineage: Eukaryota; Metazoa; Echinodermata; Crinoidea; Comatulida; Comatulidae
Exons: 11
Coding region: 189-3341 (1050 amino acids)
Biological process (GO): regulation of transcription by RNA polymerase II
Cellular component (GO): RNA polymerase II transcription regulator complex
Molecular function (GO): DNA-binding transcription factor activity, RNA polymerase II-specific; RNA polymerase II cis-regulatory region sequence-specific DNA binding
Source: RefSeq, a predicted model, not a curated record